AUGACAACACUGUCCCUGGGUGUUCACCACUGUUCGAUGAACUUACAGCAGGUAAUUCACCACAACUAUAUAUCUUAUGAGAUUAACAAUCACCGACACAAUACUGGCUACUACCUUGCUAAUGGCAUCUAUCCGAAAUGGGCUACACUAGUCCAAUCAAUAAGGUGUCCUCAAACUGAAGAGAAAGUGUAUUUUUCUAAAAAACAAGAGUCAUAUCGCAAAGAUGUUGAAAUGGCGUUUGGAAUACUCCAAGCACGAUUUGCAAUUGUUAGGCAGCCUGCAAGAGGGUGGGAUAGGGCAAAACUUAAUUCGAUUAUGUUUGCAUGUAUUAUACUCCAUAACAUGAUUAUGGAAGACGAGCGAGACGACUAUUAUCAAGGGGAGUCUGAUGAUGACGAAGUUGAUCCAAAUAAGUCUAGGAGAGCUCGGGCUAGAAUUUAUGAUGGCCCAAAUUUGCCUCGUGAUCAAAGAACUGGCCAAAUCUCAAUGGAUGAAUACAUGCUUCGUUAUAGGAUGAUACGCUCACGUUACGCAAACAAUGAUUUGCAACAAGACCUUAUCAAACAUGUUUGGUCAAGAUGA
Rosa rugosa (rugosa rose) is the source of this 582-nucleotide messenger RNA. RefSeq lists its product as uncharacterized. The record is from RefSeq and is a predicted model, not a curated record. The transcript has a single exon. Bases 1 to 582 code for a protein of 193 amino acids. Lineage: Eukaryota; Viridiplantae; Streptophyta; Magnoliopsida; Rosales; Rosaceae.